UAGGUUUAAGCCCCUCACGUAGUAAAUGUAUAGAAUCAAUUUACAAUCAACUUGAAGUUGAAAAAUCAGAUAGCUCUGCAUUAUUUGGCAUUUGUCUUUUAUACGCAUUAUCACAAAAUUGUGGUGUUGCAAAACAGUUUUUUGAAGGCUUUUUGACACCUGUUGAUAUUGAUGAAACCUCUAGUUUAUUUGUACAUGGUGAUGAAAGAGAAAAGCUUAUUGAUAAAUUAGUUAAUAUAAUUGCAGUAUCAUCUGAUUCCAAAUGCAGUGUUCGAUCAGUAACUUUAGAAAUGGCUAUUGAAUUACUAAAAAAAUUAACAAUUAAUGAAAACAAAUUUUGUAUAUCAGAUAAACAUGUUGCAAUCAUUUAUAAUGCAAAAGAAAAAAUUUUACCUAUUCUUCGUCAGUUUUUUAAAAAAGAAGAAAUGUUUUUGGAAUUAUUUGAAGAUGAGUAUAAUGAAAUGUUUAGAGAAAAAUUAGAUGUUCAACGAUUAAUGAGCGAUUCAACAUUAUUACUACCUCCAGCUCUCUCACCUAUGACAGGAAUUCCUCUUUCUAAACGGUUACCAUGUGGUGAUGUAUGCUUCUUUGUCAUCAUUCUUUUUAUCUGAAUUUGUUGUAGUAUAUUAAGAGCCAUAAUAGAAAUUAUAGUUGGUCUUUGAAGUAUAUUGUUAUUCGUGUAAAAAAAAAUUGUAUAUUAGAACUAACAAAUUCAUUUUGAAAUUUUCGAAUUUGUUUACUAUUAUCUGCAAUAGUAUUAGUUUCUAGUUAU
Messenger RNA from Daktulosphaira vitifoliae (grape phylloxera), 772 nucleotides. Its product is annotated as protein CLEC16A homolog. Lineage: Eukaryota; Metazoa; Arthropoda; Insecta; Hemiptera; Phylloxeridae. Gene Ontology annotation, biological process: endosomal transport; endosome to lysosome transport; regulation of autophagosome maturation. Bases 291 to 611 code for a protein of 106 amino acids. Gene Ontology annotation, cellular component: late endosome; endolysosome membrane. The transcript is spliced from 3 exons. The record is from RefSeq and is a predicted model, not a curated record.